AUGCUCCACCAAAAAGAUUGCCAUGAGCUGUUAGACAGCAUAGCACAAGUCGGGUUUGUGACGAGCCGGGUGGAGGCGAUCGGUGUGGAGGUGUGCAGCGAGGCCGAGAGGGAGUACAAUGUGCAGCUUUGCUCGGCAGCAGUCGGCAAGCUUGGUUCCAUGGACCCAGCCGCCCUCAAGAUCCUGAGCUUGAGUGCAAGCCAUACGACUUUUGCACUGCGGCUUGUAGCCAGCGCAGCACCGCACGAAUCGGACUCCUUGUCAGUGAAUGGCAUCCUGAGCCUCGAGCAAGUUCGUUUGCGAGAUCCCGUGUUGGCCCAGCACGUCGAGCACGGAUUGACUUGGCAGGUGAUUGCCAAGGAAGUGGCUUUGGCUCACCCAGAGCUGCUUCAGCUCGUGCAAUCGAGCCAAAACGCCACCUUGGUAAAGUCCGAGUCAGAGCUGCAACUCCUGAGGCGAGUUUUCAGUUUGUGCAGUCGGCCGAAUCCGCCCGACUUUCAGGGGGUCAAGAAGAUGGCCCUGAGCUCCAAGCCUCCUUGCGGGGAGACAUUCCCUGCUUUGUACACAUUUGAGUUGUUUGGUGUGCUUCGGCAAGCCAGCCUGAUGAGCACCAUGGUCCUGCCGCCGCUCUCUGUCGGGGUUCAUCCCCAGAACAGAGACGGGAUAAUGCUCCACCAAAAAGAUUGCCAUGAGCUGUUAGACAGCAUAGCACAAGUCGGGUUUGUGGCGAGCCGGGUGGAGGCGAUCGGUGUGGAGGUGUGCAGCGAGGCCGAGAGGGAGUACAAUGUGCAGCUUUGCUCGGCAGCAGCCGGCAAGCUUGGUUCCAUGGACCCAGCCGCCCUCAAGAUCCUGAGCUUGAGUGCAAGCCACACGAAUUUUGCACUGCGGCUUGUAGCCAGUGCAGCACCGCACGAAUCGGACUCCUUGUCAGUGAACGGCAUCCUGAGCCUCGAGCAAGUUCGUUCGCGAGAUCCCGUCUUGGCCCAGCACGUCGAGCACGGAUUGACUUGGCAGGUGAUUGCCAAGGAAGUGGCUUUGGCUCACCCAGAGCUGCUUCAGCUCGUGCAAUCGAGCCAAAACGCCACCUUGGUAAAGUCCGAGUCAGAGCUGCAACUCCUGAGGCGAGUUUUCAGUUUGUGCAGUCGGCCGAAUCCGCCCGACUUUCAGGGGGUCAAGAAGAUGGCCCUGAGCUCCAAGCCUCCUUGCGGGGAGACAUUCCCUGCUUUGUACACAUUUGCCCUUCGGUAUUGUGGCGGCUCCGAUGGCAGAUUUCUCCGUGAAACAGAACAAUUCGUUCGGAGUCAAGGCCAUACCCGGUCUUUGGGACUUGGCUUCUGGCAGCUGCUCGCCCAGGACUUCAUGAAGGGACAGCAGCAAGUUGCCCACAUGAGGCAUGCAAUCCUGAAAGUCGGCUUGUCUGGUACUGGUUUGACACAGACCAAUGCCAAGAAGAUGUUCUCUAAGGAUUGCAGCCCCAAGAUCUUGGAGGGAGACAAAGUUCUGAGGGAACUUCGCGAACUCGUCUCUUCUGCUGGCAUUGACAUCCUCCAUGAUGUCCGCUUCAUCAAUAUCUUGGGCAUCGUCGACAUGACCGUUGCUAGAUUUUGCCUCGGCCUGCAGGCAGAGGACGGCAAAGAAUACAAAAGCAUCCAAGGUAUUGCUCACGAUGCGACCUUGCUGUUCGCAACCUUAGGGGUUCAGUUGACUUCGCCAUGGCAGACUUCAGCCGAAGCAACGACAGGAGCCCAAUCAUCGAAAUCCCAGGCCUUUGAAAGGAUGAGGGAACUUAAUUCCGAUGGUUCCCUGAGGAAUGCAUCUGAACUCCUUGCAGACAAGGGCUUCACAUUGCAGGCAUUCGUGCGGCGAAGGGCCGACAAGUUGGAAUGCCGAAUCGAUGGAAUCCAGGGCCAGCAGAUCCACUUGGUCGAGCUCGGAAAGAAGGGAAUCAUGAAAGUGCCAAUCGAGCAGUUCCUGGCUGGGACAUGGGCUAUCUUCCAGCCUAGGAGUGAGCCUGAGAUCAUCGAGGACCUAAGUGUCUUCAUGCCGUCGGAGUGUCACGACUUCCAGGCAGCUGUGGUCGUCGCAUGCAUUCAGAAGGAAUUGGCGACAUUGACCGAGGAUCACAAGGAUGUCAUGCUUCAGCUGUCCCUCCAGCUGAAGCCAACAAAGGCUCUCGUCACCAAAAAAAAUUUCAGUAAGGGACAGCUGGUGCUCAUCCCCUCGUCCUACAAGGUCGUCCAGCGGCCGAAAAGCCAGGGUGACCUCUCCAAUGCUGUGAAGGUGCAGGUGGACUGGCAGGCGGACGACCGGCAGUUUUGGAUCACGGCAUGCAACAGCAUGCCCAAGGCCGACGAGGCUUUCGAGCCUGGGAAGCAUUGCCUGGCUCCCUUUUUUCUGGUACCGGCAUCCGAGGAAGUCGGUGCCAUCAAUCUCGUAAUGUUCAUGGCGGGCUCGAAGGAGUCGAAGGUAAAGAUCCCCAUCUUGAAAAACACCCAUGCAGUCGCCAAGGGCACCUCUCUGCUGCAGGCCCCCAUCAAGAAGGACAACAAGAGGGAGCAGUUGGAGAUGCCGGUGCCCGUCAAGCGGGUGAAAGGCAAGCAGUGA
Messenger RNA from Symbiodinium sp. CCMP2456, 2604 nucleotides. The record is from the annotation of a GenBank genome assembly. Lineage: Eukaryota; Dinophyceae; Suessiales; Symbiodiniaceae.